UACUGUAUAUCGAUAUUUAGCUUUCGAACAAUGAAGUACCACCUCGCAAAGGUUGUAUCGUAUGCGAACACAAGCCGAACGGUUGGCUGGUGCGUUAUUGUUGAAUAACGAUGAAGAUUUUGUUCCUUCUUUUUGCUGCUACGUGCACAGUCUCAGGAAUACGUGAGCGCAUCACUGGAGGAGAAUUGGCUUCACCGGGGCAAUUUCCGUAUGUCGUCUCUGUUACUGAAAAUGGUCGUCACAUCUGCGGUGGAUUCAUUUACGCUACGAGGUGGAUCGUCACUGCAGCAUCUUGUAUCUUUGGGAAAUCCAUGCAGACACUGAACGUCGUUGUCGGACAGUUCAACCUUAUAAACCCAGAUGUUAACGAGCAGAUAAUGGAUAUCUACACCAUCACGAUUUUUCCCGAGUACAACAGUACGUUCAUACGACAUGACAUCGCACUCAUUAGGCUCAAAGAAGAUAUUCUAUUCGAUGGGGAAUAUGUCGAUUUCAUCGCAUUUAACGAAGCGGCUAACAUUCCAGGAGAGGUCAUGGGAUGGGGUGCCACCUUUGACGGAGGGUUGGAGUCUGUCAAUUUACGUUACGGGGGUGUUGGUAUCGUUGCAACCAAUGCUACACUACCAUGUGGCAAUUAUACAAACAAUGAAUUCGAUACCGCGACCAUGAUUUGCGCUGGAAUAUCCCUGCCCGCACCUCCAUACGGGUCUCCUUGUCAGUAUGACGAGGGAUCCCCGUUCGUGCAAGAACUAACCGAUCCUGCCAAUCCUGCAUUGGUCAUCCCCACUGCUAUUGGCAUCUUUUCUAAAACAGGGGGCUGCAAGUUGGAAAAUCCGGGAGUUUACACUCGUUUGUCCGUCUAUUCAAAGUGGUUGCUGGAAACAGCCGGCCAACAACCAACGCGUUCCCAAGACAGCUCACAUUUCUAAAGGACAAAGUGCUGACUAUAUAACACGUUCCUCUUACUUUGGAUAUAGCAAGAGCCUCUGAAGCCCAAAAGUCUUAAAUGGCAAUUAUACUAUACCUUAUUUGAUUAUUCAAUACAACUCUUUUCCACCAAA
Messenger RNA from Daphnia magna, 1061 nucleotides. Its product is annotated as serine protease ami. The record is from RefSeq and is a predicted model, not a curated record. Gene Ontology annotation, biological process: proteolysis. NCBI's taxonomy places the organism in Eukaryota, Metazoa, Arthropoda, Branchiopoda, Diplostraca, Daphniidae. Gene Ontology annotation, molecular function: serine-type endopeptidase activity. Bases 111 to 929 code for a protein of 272 amino acids. The transcript has 6 exons.